Messenger RNA from Leptopilina heterotoma, 2283 nucleotides. Its product is annotated as 52 kDa repressor of the inhibitor of the protein kinase-like. The record is from RefSeq and is a predicted model, not a curated record. The transcript has 2 exons. Bases 1 to 2283 code for a protein of 760 amino acids. Lineage: Eukaryota; Metazoa; Arthropoda; Insecta; Hymenoptera; Figitidae. Gene Ontology annotation, molecular function: protein dimerization activity.
AUGGAGGAUUUUUCAGUGAAAACCGAGAUUGUCAAUGAUGAAGCUUUUCUUGAGCAUGGUGAUUUAAAGUUGGUUUCCAAUAUGCCUGAGCAAGAGGUGCAGUCAACAUUAUGUGAAUUAUCAAAUGACUCGUUGCACUCUGAUUUUUCUUCAGAUAUUGGGAAUUAUAUUGGUCAAAACAUGAAUGAAUUAUCUGAUUAUACAAAACAUUUAUUGCUUGAACGACACUGGAUGCCAUCAUCUAAUUAUGUUUUUCCACAUAACAUUGUAAAAAAACUAGGAAAGCCAUGCAAAAAGUUUGCUCAAAGAUCUCAUCUUGAGAAAUUUCAUUGGCUUGUGUUAUCUCAUAAGGAUCAAGGGCUUUAUUGUGUAUACUGCACAUUGUUUGCUAUUACUGGAAAAGAUUUUGCUAGAUCACACCUCGGACGACUUGUUAAGGAACCACUAAAAGUUUUUGAUCGUUUAAUGGGGAAAAAAGGUAUAUUAAUACAACACGAAAGCAAGCAGUACCAUCGGAUGUCAAUUGAAAUAGGGAUAGCUUUUUUAAUGAGUUAUAAAAAUCCUGAAUUUGAUGUUGCUAAUAAAAUUGUCACUUCACGAAUGGCUCAAACAGCUGAAAACAGAGAACGCUUACGACCAAUUAUAAAAACAAUAAUAUUUUGUGGACAUCAAAAUAUAGCUCUGCGCGGGCACAGAGACAAUGGUCCGUUGCUCACUAUCAAUAAUGAUGAAAGUGUAGUCGCAGCUUCAGAAGGAAAUUUUAGAGCUCUUUUAAAAUUUCGAAUUGAUGCUGGUGACACAGCACUUCAGAAGCAUUUGGAAACUGCCAGCUCAAAUGCGACUUAUAUAAGCAAAACCGUACAAAAUGAGUUAAUAGACAUUUGUAAAGCGGAAAUUCGAGAAACUAUUUUUCAAAACAUAAAAAACGCGAAAUUCUUUUCUUUAAUGUUUGAAGAGACGACAGACAUUUUUCAUAUAGAACAGCUGAGUUUAUCUUUCCGAUAUUAUAAGGAUGGCAAUAUUAGGGAAGAUUUUGUAUGUUUCUGUGACGCUUACAAUAUGGUUGGAUGUGAAGAAAAGGACAGCGGGAAAGAGCUUCGAUUGACAGGAGUCGCAUUAGCAAAAAUUGUAGAAAGUCUUUGCCAUCAAUUUGAUGUAGAUUUGUCUUUCUGCGUAGGGAUUUGUACUGAUAAUUGUUCAGUAAUGGCCUCUGAAGCAAAGGGUGCUGUUCAGGAAUUGAUAAAAAAAGCCAAACAUGCAAGACGUUGUCCUUGCAACAAUCAUAUUUUAAAUAACUCCUUGUCUGCUUCUUCAAAAGUUGCAUCCUGCAGAAAUGCAACUGCGACAAUGAAAAAAAUCGUGGCAUUUACAAAUGCAUCUGCAAAACGCCAUCAAGUUUUCUUAGAAGAAUUUAACGGUGUAAAACUUCAAAGCAUAUGUGAGACAAGUUGGGUCGAAAGGCAUGAUGGCCACUUGAAAUUUCAAGGUGAUAAUCUCGUCAAUACUUGUAACGCAUUAGAAAGAAUAUCGACAUGGAAUGAUAGCAAAACUGUAAGCGACGCUUAUUCUCUUUUACAAACACUACGCAGUUCCGACUUUAUAAUAUCAUCGAUAUGCUUAAAUGAUAUUAAAGAAUCUCAAGAAGUAGCAAGACAAUUAGAUGUACAAUUAAAAUCACCUCGAACUAAUGUACGACAAAUGCAUAGAGCGAAUCAUCCGGCAGAAACUGUAGAGGCGUAUUUUCGUAGAUCAAUCUACAUACCUCUUCUAGAUUUCAUCGUAAAUGAUCUGAAUUACAGACUUUCUCCUGAUGUCUUAGACUUAAUUCAGUUAGGAGUAUUUUUACCGAAAUCGACAUACUCUGACCAAGACAUUGAUACUGUCAAAAAAGUUGUACAAAUUUAUAAAUUUUUUUUUAAUGACACUGAAACUUCAAUUAUUAACGAAUAUCGACUUUGGAUGAUUAAAUGGAAAAGAGAAAUAGAAAAUAAAUCACCUAUCCCCGAUUCGGUAGUUGAUCUAAUAGAUCACUGUGACAAGAAUUUGUAUCCGAACAUUAAUAUUUUCUUAAUAAUACUGGCUACUCUUCCAGUCAGUGCUGCAACUCCAGAAAGGUCAUUUUCAACUCUACGCAGAUUAAAAACUUGGCUUCGCGCCUCCAUGGAACAAGAGAGAUUAACAGGAUUAGCUCUUCUCAACAUUCAUAAAGAUUUAACGCUGGACAUUGAUGAAAUAAUCAACAAAUUUUCUAAAAAGAACAGAAGAAUUAACUUUGUCAUUUAA